UGGCUUGGAAAUAAACAUGAACAACGGUCCUUAACAGGAAAAGUAGUCCAAGUCAGUCUUCAGUGCCAAGAUUCCGAUUCGCCGGACGUUUGUGCCGUAUUCAGGGUCAUUGGCAGAGACGUUGAGUCCCAAGAAACAUCUCCUGCCGGUGCCAGAAAGGAGAACUCCGAGCGAACCAGCCAAUUGGGAUUGGUGGUGGGAAUCGUCUGCGGUGUUUUAUUGGCAUUCAUUUUGAUGGGAGUCACUGUUUUCUGGACGAUAUGCUGGAAGCAACAGAAAGAAAGGUUGGCACGAAAAAUUCAGCUUCAUGUCCUACUGCAGCAGCGGAUGCAAGAGCAAAACUCGGCCAUGUUUCGCAAUAUGCCCAGGCCGUAUUCCGGUGCCCAAGAGACGAUGCCGCAGUCCACAUUGGAACUGUUUCAAAACUACUCGGGCUCCAGCUACAACCCUUUUACGGACUCUCGCUGCUGGGAUCAGAGCAGCGUAUCGAAUGGAUGUUAUGGGGUGCACGGAAAGAUGUUCGGCAAAAACGACCACCUGCCUCCCCCUCCGCCAUACCCGCACAACAAGAAGCGACUAUAUUUCAGUCCUGAAUUUUUCGACCCCAAAUUGAUGGCUAACCCGCCGCCGCCAGCCGAAGAAUUUCUCUCGGAGGUACGACGGAUGAUCAACCUGGCUAAACUGCGUAUUCGUGGCCGACGGUACACGCCAUCGCUUAACGGUAUACCGGAAGAGGACCGACUGUCGAUUAGCUCAGAACAGGCAUUUGAUGCCAACAAGCACAGCGAUACACUGAAAACCUCCGUCUCGCAGAAGUACUUGCAGGAAACAAAGCCGGACGGCGACGGCCUGCACUCCAGCACUGAAUCGUCGCCAGAGUCAGCCGAUUCCGGAGUGUCCUCAGCCGGUUCCUCAACCGACCACCGAACUUCGUCAAGCGAAAACGGUGUCAAACUUUCCGGAACGGUGGUGGCGACGACCAGUUUCAAUAAGGUGCCCGCAGAAGGCGGCAACUCAGAGAACGUCAAUCAUUGGUUGAACCGAAUCAACGAGCUUGGUGAAGAGUACCCUCGGUCGCAGACUAUUUUUCACGAGGUCGGAGGUGGUCGCAGUCCUGACUUUUACCGGUUUUUUACUAGACGUCCUGGCGACGCGCCCGACGAUGUCGAGCCCCAGACGUCGAAGGACUUCACGUUGAACCUACCGAUGACUGACGACCGCUCGCGCGUGCGCCUGCAUCCGGAUAUGGAGCCAAUGAUGUACGAACGCCGCUACUCCUUGCCGUCGAUAAUGUCGCCGGCGCCACCGCAUAACUACCCGUGGCCUUGCCGUUUUAACAACGACAUAUCCUCCACUGAGGAUAUGCUCCGGUUGCAAAUGCAGAUUAGCCGGAAACUGAACGAGGAGCGCUACUUCGGUGAGCCGAGCAACAGCCUCCCUAAAAGGCUGGCACAUUUCCUCGCCAGCCCUGAACUACGGGUCGACUGUCAAGAUCUGUUCCACAACUUACCCUACGCUGAAAGCCUGCCUCGGGGCAAAGCCUUGCAUCGGCCAGGUCUUCAUCCGUAUCUUUUCGUCAACGAAAACGCGUCGUCGAGGCCACAGAAAAGCGACACGUCACCCAUUUAA
Soboliphyme baturini is the source of this 1629-nucleotide messenger RNA. The record is from the annotation of a GenBank genome assembly. NCBI's taxonomy places the organism in Eukaryota, Metazoa, Nematoda, Enoplea, Dioctophymatida, Soboliphymatidae.